CUCCGAGCAGCUUUGUGUCUGGCAGUUCACAUCCGCCGUGUUUUUCUUUUAAUUCAGCGAAACUCGCUCACGGUUUUCAGACUCAACUCUUGUCCCUCCGCGCCGUCUUGUUCACCGAAGCGGUUCAGCAUGUCUGGCUUUGACGACCCGGGAGUGUACUACAGUGACAGCUUCGGAGGUGGAGAAGGACCCGGCGUGGAUGAGGGGGGACAGAAGAGGAUCCAGAUCAAGAAACGAUUCCGUGAGUUCCUCCGGCAGUUCAGAGUGGGCACCGACCGCACCGGCUUCACAUAUAAAUACAGAGAUGAGCUUAAGAGACACUACACCCUGGGGGAGUACUGGGUGGAGGUGGAGAUGGAGGACCUUGCCAGCUUCGACGAGGAUCUGUCAGACUGUCUCUACAAGCUGCCAACGGAGAACCUGCCGCUGCUGGAGGAAGCUGCAAAGGAUGUAGCCGAUGAAGUGACCCGUCCCCGGCCUCUAGGGGAGGAGACGGUCCAGGACAUCCAGGUCACGCUGAAGAGUGACGCACACCACGCUUCCAUCCGCGGCCUCAAGUCCGAGCAGGUGUCUCGUCUGGUCAAGGUACACGGUAUCAUCAUCUCGGCCACAGCAGUGAAGGCGAAGGCCACCAAGGUGUGUCUGCAGUGUCGCGGCUGCCGCUCCGUCAUCAACAACAUCCCUCUGCCUCCAGGCCUGCAGGGUUACGCUCUGCCGCGAAAGUGCAAUACUGAGAAUGCCGGAAGGGUGAAGUGUCCCGUGGACCCUUACUUCAUCAUCCCGGACCGCUGCGUUUGUGUUGACUUCCAAACUCUCCGCCUGCAGGAAUCUCCAGACGCUGUGCCUCACGGGGAGAUGCCGCGCCACCUGCAGCUCUACUGUGACAGGUAUCUGUGUGACCGUGUGGUGCCAGGCAACAGAGUGACCAUCAUGGGAAUCUACUCUAUCAAGAAGAUGGCUGCUGCCAAGGCCAAAGGAAAAGAGAAAAGCGCUGGUGUGGGCAUUCGUGCAUCCUACCUGCGUGUGGUUGGCAUCCAGGUGGACACAGAAGGGGCAGGUCGUGGUGCUUCUGGAUCAGUCUCUCCACAGGAAGAGGAGGAACUGAGAGCGCUGGCUGCCACUCCUAACAUCUACGACUCUCUGGCACGCUCCGUAGCUCCCUCCAUCUAUGGCAGCGAUGAUCUGAAAAAGGCCAUCACCUGUCUGUUGUUUGGAGGAUCAAGGAAGAGGCUGCCUGAUGGUCUCACUCGUAGGGGGGACAUCAACCUGCUGAUGCUGGGAGAUCCCGGUACAGCCAAGUCCCAGCUGCUCAAGUUUGUGGAGAGAUGCUCACCUAUUGGGGUUUAUACCUCAGGGAAGGGCAGCAGUGCAGCUGGUCUGACUGCCUCCGUGCUGAGAGACCCCAACACCCGUGGAUUCAUCAUGGAGGGGGGAGCCAUGGUGCUGGCCGACGGCGGCGUCGUAUGCAUCGACGAGUUCGACAAGAUGAGAGAGGAUGACAGGGUGGCCAUUCACGAGGCCAUGGAGCAACAGACCAUCUCCAUCGCCAAGGCCGGCAUCACCACCACGCUGAACUCUCGCUGCUCGGUGCUGGCUGCAGCCAACUCGGUGUUUGGCCGCUGGGACGACACAAAGGGGGAGGACAACAUUGACUUCAUGCCCACCAUCUUGUCCCGUUUUGACAUGAUCUUCAUCAUCAAAGACCAGCACGACCAGCAGAGGGACAUGACGCUGGCUCGCCACGUGAUGAAUGUUCACCUGAGCGCCCAGACGCAGACGGAGGGCGUCGAGGGAGAGAUUCCACUGGCCACCUUCAAGAAAUACAUUGCUUAUGCCAGAACUAAAUGCGGCCCUCGGCUCUCUGCUGCGGCUGCGGAGAAGAUGAAAAACAGAUACGUGGUGAUGAGGAGCGGAGCGAGGGAGCAUGAAAGAGAGACGGACAAAAGACCCUCCAUCCCCAUCACUGUCAGGCAGCUGGAGGCCGUCGUGCGUAUCGCAGAGUCCCUGGCCAAGAUGAAGCUGCAGGCGGUGGCUGGAGAGGAAGAGGUGGACGAGGCCCUGAGACUCUUCCAGGUCUCCACACUGGACGCCGCACUGUCUGGCAGCCUCUCAGGAGUGGAGGGCUUCACUUCUCAGGAGGACCAGGAAAUGAUCUCCCGCAUUGAGAAGCAGCUGAAGAGGCGCUUUGCCAUCGGCUCGCAGGUGUCCGAGCACAGCAUCGUCCAGGACUUCACCAAACAGAAGUAUCCAGAGCACGCCAUCUACAAGGUCCUCCACCUGAUGUUGAGGCGGGGUGAGCUUCAGCACCGCAUGCAGAGGAAAGUGCUUUACAGAGUCAAGUAGAGCGAAGUCUCUUCUAACACACACACGGUAUAUUGCUGAUGUAAAUAGUUUUGAUCUGCCUAUUUGUGCUACUCUGUUUGCUGCUCGACAUCUUUGAACAAUUUCUGGUCUCAGUCGCGGUAAAAACUGUUCAAUUCAGACUUCAGGUGGAUCUUGAUUCAUGGCUGCGACUGUCUGGUUGAAUGCAUCUGAAUUUAUACUAAAACAGUGAAACAUGUCACUGUUACAGAAAGAUGUUAUCAAGUGUCUGCACGACGUGUAAACAAUUAAAGUGUUUGAAAUCGUACCGGGACUUAAAGUGUUUCAUGUUCAACACAGAAGUGAAAAGAUGAGUUAUGGAGACAGUUUUCUUUAUAGGUAGGAUUGUUUAUUAAAGUUUGUAUUAA
This is a messenger RNA of Chelmon rostratus (copperband butterflyfish), 2729 nucleotides long. RefSeq names its product minichromosome maintenance complex component 5 (gene mcm5). Gene Ontology annotation, cellular component: nucleus; MCM complex. The transcript has 16 exons. The coding region runs from base 130 to 2343 and encodes 737 amino acids. Gene Ontology annotation, biological process: DNA replication; DNA replication initiation; double-strand break repair via break-induced replication. The record is from RefSeq and is a predicted model, not a curated record. Lineage: Eukaryota; Metazoa; Chordata; Actinopteri; Chaetodontiformes; Chaetodontidae. Gene Ontology annotation, molecular function: DNA replication origin binding; ATP binding; single-stranded DNA binding.